Molecule: messenger RNA, 848 nt
Organism: Purpureocillium takamizusanense
Lineage: Eukaryota; Fungi; Ascomycota; Sordariomycetes; Hypocreales; Ophiocordycipitaceae
Exons: 2
Coding region: 143-832 (229 amino acids)
Molecular function (GO): acyltransferase activity, transferring groups other than amino-acyl groups
Source: RefSeq, a predicted model, not a curated record
GCCUCAUUAGCUAGGUAACUAAACUACCUUGCAUUGAAAGAAACAUUCAACUUGUUCCUGUUUCGAUCGAUCAUCGAGAAUUUCAAGUCCCGUCAGCCUGUUGCUACGGUCCCCUACGUGGCAUGGUCGGACCACGCCCACCAUGCAGUUCACGAUUCGCCACGCACGAGAGGACGACAUCCCAACCAUGGUGUCCAUCAAGACGAGGUCAUUUGCAGACAGUCUUUACCAUAAAGCCAUAUUCCCUGAGCGAUUGCGUGUCAAGCCCGGUCUCCAGGACCAGCUCGACUAUUACGAGCCACGCAUGAAAAGACGCGCGCAAGAUCCAUGCCACCACUAUCUCGUCGCCGUCAUCAUGGACGACGAGUCGGGAAGCGAGGUCAUCGCCGGCUUCGCACACUGGGUUGCCCCCCAGAACGACGAACACCGCACCCUAGCUGCGCCUCCACAAGCGACGACUUCUGGCACCGACGAGGCGGUGGUGACGACGGCGCCGGGGUGUCUGGACGAAGCUGCAGUAGAGCGCUGCAACGCGGAAGUUGCGCAGAUGAUGGAAGCCGCAAUGCCUCUGCCUGGACACAGAAAGCUCAACCACAUGUGGACCCUAAACUCGAUUGCCGUCGACGCGAGAUACCGAUCGCAAGGCAUUGGCAGGGCGCUUACGCGAUGGGGCAUGGAUGCGGCAGAUGCACAGAGGAGCAGCAUCUGGCUCAUAUCCGCGCCUUCGGGGCGCGCCAUGUACCUCUCGCUCGGCUUCGAACAGCUGGCCGAGGGAUCUCGAGCCGGCGAAGGCCAAUAUCUGAUGUUCAGGGACACGGCCAGGUGGCCAUGACAAUCACCCAAGCGAC